This is a messenger RNA of Prunus armeniaca (apricot), 423 nucleotides long. The record is from the annotation of a GenBank genome assembly. NCBI's taxonomy places the organism in Eukaryota, Viridiplantae, Streptophyta, Magnoliopsida, Rosales, Rosaceae.
AUGCGGCAAAUAAACCUCGGCCCCGGCCUUGGACAGGCCACAGUGAAGGUCGCGCGCGACCAGAAAGGAGCCCCAGACCUCCCUCAAGUCGUUCUCCGUCUCGCCAUCAGGAAUUAUGGAGAGGUCGUGCGCCAGGUACAAGGAAUACGGUCGAGCGAGGGACACCCGGAACUGCGACUCGGUCCUCUCGGUCAGCUCAUAGAAAAACUUGUAGCAGAAGGUCGAGGCAUUGUGCUUCUUGGGGGCCCGGGCGAAUGCAUUGGCCAACAGCUCGGUCUUGGCGACGCUUACCGCACCCCUCAGCUCUUGGAAGUAUGCCUGCAGCUAGAACUGGAAGGCCCACAGUGGACCACCGUGCUUCGGCUUCAUCCCAUCGAUAACCAAAUCGUGAAGCGUGCGGUAGAUGUGACCGAGGAGGAAUGA